Molecule: messenger RNA, 429 nt
Organism: Cokeromyces recurvatus
Lineage: Eukaryota; Fungi; Mucoromycota; Mucoromycetes; Mucorales; Mucoraceae
Product: Plectin/S10 domain-containing protein
Exons: 4
Coding region: 1-429 (142 amino acids)
Cellular component (GO): cytosolic small ribosomal subunit
Molecular function (GO): RNA binding; structural constituent of ribosome
Source: RefSeq, a predicted model, not a curated record
AUGCUUAUUUCCAAGGAGAACAGAAAAGCCAUUUUUUCGGCUAUUUUCAAGGAUGGUGCUCUCGUUGCCCCUAAGGACUUCAACCUUGCCAAGCAUCCCGAUAUUGAUGUUCCUAACCUUGAAGUCAUUAAAGCUAUGCAAUCCUUGACUUCCAAGGGUUUCGUCAAGACUCAAUUCUCUUGGCAAUGGUUCUACUAUACCCUUACUGAUGAGGGUAUUGAUUAUCUCCGUGAAUAUCUUCACUUGCCUCAAGAAAUUGUUCCUGCUACCUUGAAGAAGACUGUUCGUCCUGCUGCUCCUCGUCGUAACUUUGGUGGUGAUCGUGAAAACCGUGGUCCUCGUGGUGAUCGUGAUAACUACAGACGCAAGGAAGGUGCCAGCGGUGAUUUUAAGCCUGAAUUCCGUGGUGGCCUUGGUAAGUUAUACUGA